Drosophila santomea is the source of this 1269-nucleotide messenger RNA. RefSeq lists its product as uncharacterized. Lineage: Eukaryota; Metazoa; Arthropoda; Insecta; Diptera; Drosophilidae. The record is from RefSeq and is a predicted model, not a curated record. The transcript has a single exon. The coding region runs from base 323 to 1183 and encodes 286 amino acids.
UCCCCAGUCGUAAGCCGAACACCGACUCGACAACACCAGAAAUAUAUUUGAGUUCAAUAGUUUAUACUUUCGAGCAAAGUCCGGGCUUCAAAAUUUGUUCAUAUAAAAUUAACCGUUGAAAAGCAAAUUUUUUUCCAUUUUCCGUUUCGUUUCUUUUUUUUUUUUUAUUUAAAAUCGAAUAUAUAUUUUAGGUCACAACUGACCCGGAAACCAACCCCAUAACAUACUGCAUGUGAAACGAUAGAAAAAUUGCAAACCUUUUGAAAUCCAAGCAAAAAAUAAUAAAUACACUUUAAAAGGCGUUCGAACUUACUACGCAACAAUGCAACGAUCGGUUUUCAAGAGUGGCUGUUCCAGGACACUGGUCCUCUUCAACUCGCUGAAAUCCCUGUUCCACAAUAGCCUGCACGCGGAGCAGCUAUUGGAGGCAGCUCCUGUGCCCAAGAACCGCUGCCUGGAUCUUCUGGGACGCCUGCUCCAUGGCCGACUGAGUCUGCUGGGAGGACGUCCCGUGCCGCCCAGAUUCUUGCCGCUGUUGUUGGGAGAUUUCAGGCUGCACUUCAAUGCAGAGGAGGACGAGGAGUUCCGUAGACGAUUGGCCAUGCAGCUGAAGGAGUUGCGCGAGACCCUGCAGGAAACGCAGGAACUGCGGGAGGGGGAGGAGCAAGACUUUCAGGAGCUGGAGCCACAGGACGAGGAGGAGGAUCAGCCGUACGUGCCCAGAUCUCAGGAGAUCUCCAUGGAGGAUCUCACCGACGAGGAGCUCAGCGAAGUGCGUGCGCUGCGGAUGAGUGCCAGUCAUGAUGAUGGCAAGUUCGGUAGUUCCGAGCAGCCAGAAACCAGUGAAUUGGAGGGCGAGGAUAAGGCCGAGGCCAAGGCCAAGGAUCACCAGGAGCCGCAAGAUGCCAACGAAGCCGUCGAACACGUUAUCGAGGGUGAAAUCGAAGGAGUUUACUGGACGGGCGAGGGCAAAAGGAUAGUCACUCAAACGCCUAAGCGCAAGACUGGCCAUUCUGGGUUCAUCGAUGGCCAGGGCGAAGAGAUUCACCAGGAGGAGUCGCCGCACGAAGCCGCUCCCUAUCACCCUGAGCCCAGGGCCCAAGCCACCUCCAAGGUGGUGAGGAAGGGCCGCAAGUCCAAGUCCUCAUCCAAAACCUACACGCCCAGCGAUUCCGACGAAUAGCUAAAUUGCCGGCAAAUGAAAGCAAAACCCUCGAGCGCUGGGAUCACUAAAAUAAAAUAAAUAAAUACAAAAGGCUAAAGACAAAA